Salarias fasciatus (jewelled blenny) is the source of this 1538-nucleotide messenger RNA. Its product is annotated as sorting nexin-4-like. The coding region runs from base 59 to 1348 and encodes 429 amino acids. The record is from RefSeq and is a predicted model, not a curated record. Gene Ontology annotation, cellular component: SNARE complex; plasma membrane; early endosome membrane. Gene Ontology annotation, biological process: positive regulation of autophagosome assembly; protein transport. Lineage: Eukaryota; Metazoa; Chordata; Actinopteri; Blenniiformes; Blenniidae. Gene Ontology annotation, molecular function: phosphatidylinositol-3-phosphate binding. The transcript has 14 exons.
GUCAGCCUGACAGCCAACCCCAUCCUCAUCCUCAGCAUCUUCAUCUCCAUCAGGGAGGAUGAUGGAGGACGGAAAGGAGGAUUCUCUGGCGACCGACGACGAGUCGGACCAGACGACCGCGGACAACACGAUGGUGGAGGACGGCUCCACGCUGCUGCGCAGGAUGGAGAUCUGCGUGGCGGAGGCGGAGAAGAGGAGCGGGAAGAACGCGGUGGGCAUGCAGGAGACCUUCACCGUCUACCUGAUCGAGACCAGGCCGAUGGACGCCGUGACCGAAGGUCACAACCCGGCGCCGGACUCCCUGUGGAGGAGGUACAGCGAGUUCGAGCUGCUGAGGAACUACCUGGUGGUGACGUACCCGUUCGCCGUGGUUCCCCCGCUGCCCGAGAAGAGGGCGGAGUUCGUGUGGCACAAGCUGUCUGCAGACAACAUGGACCCCGACUUCGUGGAGCGCCGCAGGGUGGGGCUGGAGAACUUCCUGCUGCGCGUGGCGUCCCACUCCGUCCUCUCCAACGACAAGAUCCUGCAGCACUUCCUGACGGAGGAGCACGGCUGGAAGGAGGCGGUGUUCGACACCGGAUUCCAGGCCAAGGCAGAUUCCAGACUCAGAGCUCUGAGCGCCACCUUCAGAGUGAGAAACCCGGACAAACGAUUCAUGGAGAUGAAACACUACAGCGAUGAACUCCAGGCUCACACGUCCCAGCUGCUGAGGACACGAGCUAGGGUGGCAGACCGACUCUACGGUGUCUAUAAGGUUCACGGGAACUAUGGAAGAGUCUUCAGCGAGUGGAGCGCCAUUGAGAAGGAGAUGGGAGACGGUCUGCAGAGCGCCGGACACCACAUGGACGCGUACGCUGCCUCCAUAGACGACAUCCUGGAGGAGGAGGAGCACUACGCCGACCAGCUGAAGGAGUACCUCUUCUAUGCCGAGGCUCUCAGGGCGGUGUGCAGGAAGCACGAGCUGACCCAGUUCGAGCUGGAGGUGGCCUCCCAGGACCUGGUCUCCAAGAAGCAGCAACGUGAGGAGCUGGCCACAGGGAUAGUGCGGACCUUCUCCUUUAAAGGGAUGACCAGCAAGCUGUUCGGCCAGGAGGCCCCGGAGCAGAGGGAGGCCCGGCUCCGGCUGCUGGAGGAGCUGAUCGCCGAGGGCGAGGACGCCGUCCGGGACAAGACCGCCGAGGUCCAGGAGCAUGUGGAGAAGGCCUGGGUGGACAUGCAGCGCUUCAAGGAGCAGAAGGACAAAGACCUGCGGGAGGCGCUGGUCAGCUACGCUCUGAUGCAGAUCAGCAUGUGCAAGAAGGGAAUGCAGGUGUGGAGCAACGCCAAGGAGUGUUUCCUCAAGAUGUGAGGCGUCACUUUUCUCCGCCAAACACUGCUCUCGCACCAACUGUAAUUUAAACCUCAGUAAUGUUAAUUUAUUUGUAAAUGACUGCGUUGUUUUUAAUGUUAUUUAACUCUAAACAUUUUCUAUUUAAAUAAACUAAUUUGUCGUUUUAAAGCUUCGCCCAGUCUCAUUUGGAAUAACUGUUUUUUGUUCA